AUGGCGAAGAAGAAAGAGAAGUCGGUGAAUGUCUCAGGAAAGCCGAAGCACGCCCUUGAUGUUAACCGAGAUGGGAAUGCAAGCAAAGGCAAACGCAGCGCCUCCACGGUGCGGCGGCUCAAGAUGUACAAUACGAAGCCGAAGCGUGACAGUAAAGGCAAGAUUGUGAAGCACGAUUUGCAGUCCAAUGAGUUGCCAUCUACUCGAAUUCAACCCGAUCGCCGAUGGUUCGAUGCAUUUGGACCUAAGAAGAAGAGGAAGCGUCCAAAGCUGAUGGUAUCAGAUUACGAGGCACUAGCUAAGAAGGCUGAUGGUUCUCAAGAUGCAUUUGAAGAGAAAUAUGGUGCAAGUGUAUCUACAGAAGGAAUUGAAGAUGGAUUCAGGGACUUGGUUCGGCAUACAAUAUUUGAGAAGGGUCAAAGUAAACGCAUAUGGGGUGAACUCUACAAACAAGCAAGAGUUCAUCUUCUCGAUACGGAGCCUUUUGCAGAUGCAUUUGGACCUAAGAAGAAGAGGAAGCGUCCAAAGCUGAUGGUAUCAGAUUACGAGGCACUAGCUAAGAAGGCUGAUGGUUCUCAAGAUGCAUUUGAAGAGAAAUAUGGUGCAAGUGUAUCUACAGAAGGAAUUGAAGAUGGAUUCAGGGACUUGGUUCGGCAUACAAUAUUUGAGAAGGGUCAAAGUAAACGCAUAUGGGGUGAACUCUACAAAGUGAUAGACUCUUCAGAUGUGGUAGUACAGGUUUUGGAUGCUAGGGACCCCCAAGGUACAAGAUGUUAUCAUUUGGAGAAGCAUUUGAAAGAGCAUUGCAAGCAUAAACACAUGAUUCUUUUGUUGAACAAGUGUGAUUUAAUCCCUGCUUGGGCAACAAAAGGAUGGCUUAGAGUGUUAUCCAAGGAAUUUCCUACUCUGGCAUUCCAUGCAAGCAUUAAUAAGUCCUUUGGUAAGGGUUCUCUUUUGUCAGUGUUGAGACAAUUCAGCCGCUUAAAAAGUGACAAGCAAGCAAUAUCAGUGGGAUUUGUUGGGUAUCCCAAUGUUGGAAAGUCAUCAGUUAUCAACACACUGCGAACAAAGAAUGUCUGCAAGGUUGCUCCUAUUCCCGGAGAGACUAAAGUAUGGCAAUAUAUAACUCUCACAAAGAGGAUCUUCUUGAUUGACUGCCCUGGUGUAGUUUAUCAAAACAGCGACUCAGACACUGACAUUGUGUUGAAGGGUGUGGUACGUGUCACAAAUUUGCAUGAUGCCACUGAGCAUAUUGGUGAAGUUCUGAAACGCGUGAAGAAGGAGCACCUAGAAAGAGCAUACAAGAUAAAAGAAUGGUAUGAUGAAAAUGACUUUCUUCUUCAGCUAUGCAAAUUAGCAGGCAAGCUUUUGAAGGGAGGUGAACCUGACUUGAUGACUGCAGCAAAGAUGGUUCUACAUGAUUGGCAGAGAGGUAAAAUACCUUUCUUUGUUCCACCUCCAAAGGAGGUGCAAGAAGAUGAACCAUCGGAGGAACCCAACGAAUCUGGCAUAGAGAACAAUACAGUGGUGGAUGAUAAUAAAGAAUCAGCAGCUAAAAGGGCCAUAGCUGAUGUUAUCUCAUCCCAGCAGCUAAAAGACGUCCCUGUUCAAGAGGAUCUCUUUAGCGAGAAUGAGUUAAGGGGUGAGACGGCUGAGCAACUUCCACCCAUCAGCUCAUAA
This is a messenger RNA of Ilex paraguariensis (yerba mate), 1680 nucleotides long. The record is from the annotation of a GenBank genome assembly. Lineage: Eukaryota; Viridiplantae; Streptophyta; Magnoliopsida; Aquifoliales; Aquifoliaceae.